Molecule: messenger RNA, 1038 nt
Organism: Ixodes scapularis (black-legged tick)
Lineage: Eukaryota; Metazoa; Arthropoda; Arachnida; Ixodida; Ixodidae
Product: transcription initiation factor TFIID subunit 4-like
Source: RefSeq, a predicted model, not a curated record
ACGCAACUACAGCGUGACGGAAAAGGAGGGGUUGGCCGUCAUGUUUGCUCUGAAGAAGUUCGACCUCUAUUUAGACGGAUGCCUCCUUGGAGAAACCGCCCCAGGGGGCCAUACCCAGGAGGCCCACCGGACGGGCCAGGCCCCGGGGCGGCUGGACCCCAGUGGUCCGGUCGACCAAACCCUCGGGGCGGCCGCCCAGGGAGGCGUCAACACUGGGGAUGGCCGAACGGCGGAGCGGGCCAGCGCAACCCGGGCUCCGCAGGUGCCGCGAGCCCGGCAGCCGGCAGGCCUGCGCGGCACGGGGCAGGGCCGUCCGCAGCAACAUCGCGGCACCAGGCAGGGCCGUCCGCGACGGAGCCCCCGCACCACGGAGCGGGUCCGUCUACGACCGGGGGACCUGCCUGGAGUCGGCCCCCCUGCCACACCGUGGCCACGUGGACGGCGUGGGAGGAAGGAGGGGCGGUCCACUUCGUUUCCCGCCGGCGUUGGAAGCAUCAACCCAGACCAACGCCUGGCCAGCCCGACCACCAAGUCCCAUUCCCGUUCCGCGGCCACACGCAGCCGGCGGCGCCACGGGUCUUGGGAGCGCCUGACACCUGCUGGCUGUGCGGGGUCCCGAUAAUACAUCUGGAAACCCACGAAGCAGGUCGACUCCAUUCUGACCUGCUGGAGGCACAACCCCUCCCGGACAACGUGGCGGCAGCGGUCCAGACCCUGAAGGCAAGCCGCCCGGACCUCCUGGCUCCCGCUGCCUUGGCCUCCGUCCAGCCAGCCCGGCCUCCCGAAAACCGUGCCGCCGCACCGGCUGCCGCAGCCGCUGUUAUCGAACCCGCCACCACGACGGCCCCCACAACACCGGCCGCCACCACAUCCUGCGGCCCAAGCCAUCGGGCCAGUGUCGUCCACCAGCCCUCUCCGUCCCCCUCGACUUCCGACGACGCCAUCAUGGCCGAGGUGGAACAACUCCUCGGCCAAAACCAGUGAGCACCGGGGCCCCCCGAAGACCGGGCAUUGAGGGGGGGGGGGGGGAAGUGUGGG